UCGACACGUGUUGUUGCAAGAUACGCUCUUUUUGAACGUGAUGAUUUGCUUUCUCCCUCCGCAUUAAUUGCGAUGGGUAUAUAAGGGGAUAACCGUUUGUGGUUUCCUCUCACUUUGUCGAAAAUUCAAAAAAUUUGCCGUUUGAGAGAAAGUUGUCAUCUGUCUUCUCCGACGAUUUUUUCUGAAUUUCUGGUGAGGUGUCUAGUGUUUCUGUUCAUCAUCUUCCGUUUCUUUGACAUUUUUGAUGGCUGAACCAUCGAAUCCACACAAUGUGGAGGGUGAAAACCCUGAACAGCCGAUAGUGGCUGAGGAAGAAGACGAGGAUGAUGAUGUUAAUGUUCCCGGUGGUGGGUUACCGGUGUUAAAGUGGACAAAAGGUAGUUUUAAAACCCUGAUGGCCACUGUUCAGAUGGCCAAAGACUGGAAUGCUACCUACCCACAAGUGGGGGACACCGGUGCCGAUGCUCCGGCUGGUUAUAUAACCUUGUGGGCGGAUUUUUUCACCCACGGUAACCUUAGGUUGCCGGUGACGGUGUUUGUGGCGGAGGUAUUGGAGUAUUAUCACCUCCAUAUCUCCCAGCUUAGUCCUUUCGGAAUGUUCCGAAUUCGGAAUUUUGAGUACACAUUCCGUGCCUAUGGCCUGCCCAUUUCAGUGGAGAACUUCCGGCGUUUCUACCAGUUGACGGUGAACACCGGUUUUUUCUCGUUCACUCAAAGGCAUGGGAGUCUGAAGUUGAUGACACCCCCUAAGGGUGUGACAGGCUGGAAGAAGAGGUUCUUCUACGUGAAAGCCUGUGCGGUCUAUGCUAACAUGUCUUUCAGGAACGUCGAUGUUGGAGUUUCCGAUGAAGAUAUUCCUGUUGCUUCCGCAGAGACCGCGGACUGGUUCUCUAGGCUGCGGCCUAUUGAACUCAAGAAGUUGGAUAAUGACCAACUAUGGAUAUUGCGGAUGAUGCUCUCUAGACCGGAUAGGAAGGAAAGACCCGUGUUGCGGGAACAGGGUGGUGCGGAUGCGGUUGGCUUGUGGAGGAUGUUUGAGCCUGAUUUCAAGGGCCAGGUUGAACUGAUCGCGGUUGAGUUGAAGAAAGGUUUCAACCUUGAAAUUCUGAAGAACUUCCGCGUACCAUCAAAAGCGGUGCUGGAAGCCCCGGUUCCGGGAGACGCAAGAGGUGUCCUUGCGGAUUUGGGGAAGUUUGAGAAACGCGUCCCCAAAAAGACUGUGGAGAAGAAAACGGUAAAAAAGACCGUGCGGGGUCGUGGUAAGGGGAGUGUUGAAGGCUCAGCUGCCCCUUCUUCCGUUUUCGAAGCCGCAGGUACCUAUCAAUCUUGUUCUCGGGGAUAUACCGAUUACGUCGUAGUAUCUGACACCCUUGAGGGUUUGGGUGUUAUAGGUAGUGGUGCGGCCGCGGGUGGAACUGGUGUGGUUCCCCCCGUUGUUGGAGAGAAAAGAGGGCCAGAGCAGAAAGCUGCUGGUGGUGGUGAACCGAAGAGGCGGAGACUGCUGACCAGGAGAGUUGCUCCGGUGCAGAAGAAACCUGCAGUUGCUGCUGGUAAGUAUAUCCCUUUUCUUUGUUUUGUAUGUACCAUGGGUGGUAAUAUUCAUUGAAUACUCUUUGGAUUGCAGAAUCCCGAGAUGCGGGGUAUUCUUUUGGUGAAAUUCCUGCGUCUCCUCCGCACACCGCUGCCGCGGGUGCGGGUGUUUUGAAGGAGAAGGUCGCGCCUAAGGAGCCUGCGGCCCCUUUUGCUGGGCCAGUUCGUGAUCCCCCUUUGGAGAAGACGGUGGAGGCGACUGCUGACCGGAUUUUUGACACUGUGGACUCCUCGGACAAUCUGAUCUCUCCUGAUGAGGGUGACGGAUUGAACUUGAGGUUUUCAGAUGCCGGUAAGCAGAAGUCUGAUGCUGAGGUGCGGCAGCAGGAUGCUGAGCCGCAGAAGUCUCCUGCUGGGGAGAAAGGUAGCGGCUCGUCUGCCGGUGGUGCGGGUUAUGACGGGCCUCCAAUUCAGCCUGGAGAGUCUGAAUUGGAGUAUUAUUACCGCACCUACUCCCCGGGUCGCAGUAUGGUGUACCACCGACCCCCUGGACUGUUAUGCAGGGGGAUGAUAUUUCUAACGACCCUGCGGCAUGUAGGGAGAUUUUGGGUGGUCUGGGGACCCCGUUUGAAGUCGAGCGUGCCCGUGCCGCGCCGCGGGAGCUGCGUGUAAACCAGCUCUCGACCAUGUUGGUAGGGACUUCCAUUGUGGCUAAUGCCAUUUUGGAAGAUUAUAAGGUGUUGGGCCGCCGCGAGGAGGAGGCUGCUCGUAUGCGGGCGGAAGCCGAGAAGCUGAUCGAGGCUGCUCGUGCGGGUGUGGAGCAGCUCGAGAAGGAUAAAGCUGCUUUUGAGAAGCAGAAGCAGACUUCGGAAUGGGCUGCCGCUGCCCAGCUAAAACAGGUGCGUUCCCUUGCUAAACUCCUUGCUGAUGAGCGCAAGAG
This is a messenger RNA of Helianthus annuus (common sunflower), 2470 nucleotides long. RefSeq lists its product as uncharacterized. NCBI's taxonomy places the organism in Eukaryota, Viridiplantae, Streptophyta, Magnoliopsida, Asterales, Asteraceae. The transcript has 3 exons. The record is from RefSeq and is a predicted model, not a curated record. Bases 245 to 1606 code for a protein of 453 amino acids.